Molecule: messenger RNA, 1587 nt
Organism: Trametes versicolor FP-101664 SS1
Lineage: Eukaryota; Fungi; Basidiomycota; Agaricomycetes; Polyporales; Polyporaceae
Exons: 12
Coding region: 1-1587 (528 amino acids)
Source: RefSeq, a predicted model, not a curated record
AUGCCUCCUCUACUCCUACACCGACACUCCCAAGAGAAACCCUGCCCUGGCUCCGGAACGCAGCAAAAGCGGCGAUUCUUGGAACGGCGAGGUCAGACCGGCCGCUUUAUCAUCGCGCUCCUCGCGACGGACGAUGUGCCGACGACAAAGUCCGAUGAGCGCACCACCCUGUUCAUCUCCGAACGGACUGUAUACCCGCAGGAGGAGCUCUACAACAUGAAAACCUUUGUGUAUGACUCCCCAGAAGAUGAUGCGAUUGUCCAGGCGAUGUACAUGAUCGACAGCCGUCUGCUCCUCCGGCCUACCGGCAGGGGUCUGGUCUCUACUAACCGCAACUUACUCCUGGAGCCUGAAGUCGCCGAAGCGGCCUCUCAAACUCUCGACACGCAGAUAGAGUUCGAGUGUAUCGAACGAGAGCUGGAGGAUACCAUCAACUCCGAACACGUCGAGAACAUCGAUGAAGCCAACAUCUUGGUGGCCCCCAAGCGCACCAGCAACGGCAAGUCAAAGCCCGCAGGCACGCAGCAGUCCAAGUCCUCGCGCAAGAUCCUCAUCACCGCCGGCGAGGGCCCGACCGGCCGCCUCAUCAUUGAGCUCCUCACAACGGACGACGUGUACGUGAACAAGUACGGCGAGCUCACUGCCCUUGUCUUCUCCGAACAGGCCAAUUCCGUCCUCGAGGAGUUCGAGACCGUGAAGACGGUUGUGUACGACCCCAAGGACGAAGGGGCGCUCGUCGACGCGAUGUCUCUCGUCGAUACCUGUCUCCUCAUCCCUCCCGCGCGCAAGGCACGUCUUCGCGCCACGCUCGCCAGGCAUCCCAAGGGCGACACCUCUUCCGCGGACACCGGCUACUCGCCCUGCCUCACCCGCACAGGGUUCUACGCCGAGAACCUGCUGCUGUAUUCGAAACAGGCUCUGGGAAAGGGGAAGCUCCCGCUACCAAUUGGGGAGGACCACAAUUUCGCGCCGGUCGCGCUCGGGGACGUUGCGCAGAUGACGGCGUAUGUGGUCACGUCGGACGGCCCGCACGGGCUCGCAAACGAUGUGCGCGAUCAGGUUAUUGUCGCGACGGGUCCCCAGCUCACUGCGGGGCCGGAGCUUCCGCAGGCGGCGUCGCAGGCGCUCGGCACGAAGAUGGAGUUUGAGAGCAUCCACGAGGAUACCAUGAAGAAGAUCCUCAGCUCCGAGCAGGGCGAAGAGGUCGACGAAGCCAAGCUCGAGUACCUGCUCGAGUACUACGCGCUCGUGCGCGCCGGCAAGACGAACUACGUCGCGACGACCGCGAUGCUCGCGUUCCUCGGGCACCGCGGCCAGGAGCCGACCGAGUUCUUCAAAACUUACUCUGCGGAGUUCAAGCCGAAGAAGCCGCGCACGACGAAGACCGGGGGCGCAGAGAUUGCAUCGAAGAGCGUACCGACGCGCGUGUCUGGACGGGGAGAGGGCGCAGCUCCUGGUGUAAAGAGCGCAGGCCACGACGAUAUCGAGAUAAAGCGCGAGAUGCUGCUUGUAUUCUCUCUGCCGCUCACGAUCACCCAUGUACCGCUGGGCGAGACGUGGGCAAAGGACGGUCAGCAUGCUCGCUAA